This is a messenger RNA of Lizanozyma spartinae, 1023 nucleotides long. RefSeq names its product Srp40p (gene SRP40). The transcript has a single exon. NCBI's taxonomy places the organism in Eukaryota, Fungi, Ascomycota, Pichiomycetes, Serinales, Debaryomycetaceae. Bases 1 to 1023 code for a protein of 340 amino acids. The record is from RefSeq and is a predicted model, not a curated record.
AUGGUUACGAGAACUCAGAUAUUAGCUCUUAUAGUAGACUACUUGAGUCGGGAUGAAGACUUGAGCAAGGCCGCCAGAGUUUUAAAGAAGGAGUUGGACAAACAGAAUAUUGAAAUUCCUGAUGUCACUGAAAAGUUGGAGACUAUUUUAGAACAACUUAUUCUGAAUGGCAGUGUUUCUAACAGUUUCUCAGCAGCAGCAUCUAGUUCUUCAGAAGAUUCUGAUGAUGAAAGAUCAGACUCAAGUUCAAGCUCAGACUCAAGUUCAAGCUCAGACUCAAGUUCAAGCUCAGACUCAAGUUCAAGCUCAGACUCAAGUUCAAGCUCAGACUCAAGUUCAAGCUCAGACUCAGACUCAAGUUCUGGCUCUGAAAGUGAACUGUCUGAUGAUGAAGAUGAGGAGAUGGAAGAAGCAAAGAAGGAAGAGAGCUCCAGCUCUGAUUCCAGUUCGUCAUCUGACUCUGACUCUGAUUCCUCAUCUGAUUCUGACUCCAGCUCUGACUCUGAUUCUUCAUCUGAUUCUGACUCCAGCUCUGAUUCCAGUUCUUCCUCAUCUAACUCUGAUUCCAGCUCAGACUCCGGCUCUGAUUCCAGCUCAGACUCCAGUUCCUCCUCAUCAGAGUCUUCAUCGGACUCUGAAUCUGAAAACAAAAAGAGAUCAGUUGAAGAUGAAAAGACUAAAUCUUCAAAGAAGCAAAAGCUCGACUCUUCUGUUACCGACUCUAUGUCACCUACUCCCGAAAUUCCCUCUAACUACAUUGCUGCUGACGUUGAUGAGGACUUGAAGCCUGGUCAAAGAAAGCAUUUUUCUCGUAUCGACAAGAGCAAGAUCGGGUUCGAAGAUAAAGUCUUGAAGGACAACACAUAUAAGGGAGCUGCUGGUACAUGGGGUGAGAUUGCCAAUGACAGAUUAUCUAAAGUCAGAGGAAAGGAUUUCACCAAGAAUAAGAAUAAGAUGAAGAGAGGUGCGUACAAGGGUGGUUCAAUUACUAUGGCUUCAGGCUCAUACAAGUUCACUGAUUAG